Molecule: messenger RNA, 681 nt
Organism: Truncatella angustata
Lineage: Eukaryota; Fungi; Ascomycota; Sordariomycetes; Amphisphaeriales; Sporocadaceae
Exons: 2
Coding region: 1-681 (226 amino acids)
Biological process (GO): proteasome regulatory particle assembly
Cellular component (GO): nucleus; cytoplasm
Molecular function (GO): protein binding
Source: RefSeq, a predicted model, not a curated record
AUGGACAACAUUCAUGCACCAACGGUCCCUUCGGGGCCCUCAUCACGACCGAUCACUAACGGCAAUGCGAAACAGCUCUCGUUUGCAGAGCUGUCUGAAAAGAAGGAGAAUCUGGAGGCCGAGCUCAAGGCUCUGAGCGGUGUAUUAGACUCUCAUGGAGUGAACAUGGACACACCUUUGACCCGCGAUGGUUUCCCCAGAGCCGACAUAGACGUCGCCCAAAUACGCACGACGCGGUCUCGAAUCAUCCAUUUACGGAACGACUACAAGGACAUCAUGAAUGCAAUCGAGAAGCAUCUACACGAACACUUUGCUAGUUUGGAGGAUGUAGACGACGCACCUCCUGUUGGGACGGGCGCCGGACUGCUAGGCGACAGCAUUGUGCAGUCGUUGGAAGAACCGUUUGCAAGAGUUAAUAGUGUGGUACCCGACAGCCCCGCUUACACGGCUGGGCUCAAGGCUGGCGACGAGAUCCGGAACUUUGGAUACGUCAACAAGGGCAAUCACGAUGGCCUGAAGAAGGUGGCUGAAUGCGUUCAGGGCAAUGAGAACCAAAACAUCUUGGUCAAGAUAUCGCGGCCAGCCGAGGCAACCAGAAGACAAGAACUUCAGCUCAUGCUGACGCCUCGUAAAGAUUGGGGUGGUCGUGGAAUGCUUGGAUGCCAUAUUCUGCCACUAUGA